Molecule: messenger RNA, 1854 nt
Organism: Drosophila subobscura
Lineage: Eukaryota; Metazoa; Arthropoda; Insecta; Diptera; Drosophilidae
Product: solute carrier family 22 member 1
Exons: 2
Coding region: 49-1773 (574 amino acids)
Biological process (GO): transmembrane transport
Molecular function (GO): transmembrane transporter activity
Source: RefSeq, a predicted model, not a curated record
GGUUGUCGCUCUCAAGACGUGCUUACUAAAUUUCAAAGCUAACCAAGGAUGCCGGAGUUAUCCCCCUGCAGCCCCACUGGCUGGACGCCAAAGGUGCGGCGCCACUCACCCACGCCCCAAGCUCUGGGCCAAUACUCACACAUCUUCACCUGCACCGAUCCGGAGGCCAAUGAGCCAGCUACUCCAACGCUGACCAGAGAUACAUCCACAGAUGUCAUUGGACACUUGCUGGGCGACUUUGGACUGUGGCAGCUCCGCACGAUGCUCAUCGUGUUCCUGUGCAAGAUACCCGCCGCCUGGUUCAUGGCCAGCAUUCUGUUCACAGCCCCCGACCUCUAUCCGGAGGAGGAGUACAGCUGCGAUACGAGUCCAUUUGAGGGCGCUGAUAAUAGCUCCGUCUCCGUGGACCAGUGCUUCGUGAUGGUCAGCCACGGAGACUCUGGCUAUGCCUUGCACCGCUGCCACCAGUUCCACUACAGCUCGCUGAGCUUCCACUCCCUCGUCAUGGAGUUCGAUUUGGCCUGCCUGAGCGACAUCUUUGUGGCCUGGUCGCAGUACUGGCAUCUCUUUGGCUUCUUCAUGGGCGGCGUGGUGGCCACCAAGCUGCUGCCGGUGCUGAGUCCACGGCAGAUCUACGUGACGGGCAUUUGGUCGCUCCUCGGCUGUGGCCUGCUGACGGUUCUGGUGAAUGAUUUCAGUCUGCACUGCGCCCUGCGCUGUCUGGCGGCUAUCGCCUGCUCCUUGAUGGUUACCGCGGGAGAGGCCAUAUUCAGCGACAUCGCAGCGGGCAAGCAUCGUCGGGCUGCCCUGCUCCUCUACGAUACCUUCUGGGCCUUGGGUUUGAUCCUACUGCCUGGCAUGGCCUCCUUUGCAUACAGCUGGCGGCACAUUUACUUGGAGAUUAGCCUGCCGCUGCUGGUAAUUAUCUUCCUGUUGCCAUGGACACCGGAUUCACCGCGUUGGGUGCUCCAGCACACAAAGGACUCCCAGACAGCCAUCGAUGGGACUGUGGAGCUCGUGCUCGAGGCCGCCCGCAUCAAUGGCCAUUGGUUCCAUGUCCCCAAGGACUUGCCCCAUCAGCUGGAGUUGCUCAGGGAGCGGUUGCUGUCGCAGUCUUCGCCUGUCUGCUGGCUGGACCUCUGGCGAGGGCACAGCCGCACCACAAUCCACAUGGUGGCUGUGCACAUGGCUCUGGCUGCAUUUCUGGUGGUUCAUGUGGGUCUGCUGCUCAACAUUCGAGCCUUUGGCAGGGAACACCUUCUGCUGAACACCAUGGCCAUGGGCUUGGCUGAGAUUUUGGGCUGCUUCUCGGCCUUGUACCUGACGUUCCACCACAACCCUCGCCAGUGGCAAUGGGCAGGAGGCUUCUGCAUCUUCGGAGGCUGCAUUGGCUGCCUCUGCUGGUUCUUCAACGGUGUGGAUAUGCCUGACGCUUACGAGAUCUCUUUGUGGCUGUUCUUGAGCACACUGCCCAAGGUAGCUGUCUCCUGUGGCCAGUCCAUGAUCCUGGCCUGCAUGGGUGAACUAGUGCCGCCCGAGCACCGCACCCAGUUCGCCUUUUCUGCUCACACCUGGGCCAGGGUAUGGCAGCUAUCCGCCUCCCUUCUCAUCCUACUCAGAGAGGUCAGCAUAGCCUUCUCCUUGACCUCCUUUUGCAUGCUGGUCGUACUGGGUGGCCUUUGCACCUGUUGCCUGGUCACUCCGCAACAGGAACAAGCACUGAAGAAGGGGCAGCAACGUGCUGGAAACGGUUGCCAUAAUCUAAUUUUAUAAGCCCGAAAGGCUUGUUGUUAUUUUAGUUUUACUCCUUGUUAGUGUUUUAGCGAAGUAUUUACAUAUAACCAAAAAUAAUAA